Messenger RNA from Rotaria sp. Silwood1, 594 nucleotides. Lineage: Eukaryota; Metazoa; Rotifera; Eurotatoria; Philodinida; Philodinidae. The record is from the annotation of a GenBank genome assembly.
CCUCGUCGAAAUGGGACAAGUGGAGAAACAAUCAUCUCCAACAUCGGAUGUGCGGGUUUGACAAUAGACAAGAAUGGAUCUCUCUAUGUCGUUGACAGUGGAAACCAUGAAGUGAGACGAUAUCGAAGAGAAGAAUCUCAAGGAACAGUGGUUGCAGGUGGCAAUGGAAGUGGAAAUCGUCUCUAUCAACUCUCUUACCCAUACUACGUAUUCGUCGAUCGAGAUCAUUCAGUCUACGUGUCUGAAUGGAACAAUCAUCGUGUGAUGAAAUGGGUGGAAGGUGCAAAACAAGGCAUUAUCGUGGCUGGUGAUCAAGGGCAAGGAAAUGGUCUUACACAAUUGUCAUGUCCUCGAGGAGUCGUUGUCGAUCAAUUGGGCACUGUCUAUGUGGCUGAUGCAGGGAAUCAUCGAAUCAUGCUUUGGCCCAAUGGAGCCAAACAGGGAAGUGUCAUUUUUGGUGGAAACGGUGCAGGAGGACAAUCGAACCAACUCAUAGUGCCCAUCGGUUUGUCAUUCGAUCGACACGGCAAUCUCUAUGUCGUCGAUUUCGGAAAUCAUCGAGUACAAAAAUUCAAUAUCGAUUCAAAUGCAUAA